This is a messenger RNA of Naumovozyma dairenensis CBS 421, 2406 nucleotides long. It is a transcript of the gene VID27, whose product is annotated as Vid27p. The transcript has a single exon. NCBI's taxonomy places the organism in Eukaryota, Fungi, Ascomycota, Saccharomycetes, Saccharomycetales, Saccharomycetaceae. The coding region runs from base 1 to 2406 and encodes 801 amino acids. The record is from RefSeq and is a predicted model, not a curated record. Gene Ontology annotation, cellular component: nucleus; cytoplasm. Gene Ontology annotation, molecular function: protein binding.
AUGAAUAUCAUAAAGAAGUUUAUGGGAGCUGGGGUCAAGGAAGAUCUAAUGUCAAUUCCAUCCGGUCAAUUUGAUCUCCUACGCUCAAGCGCAUCGCCAAAAGCAUCCUUGGAGUGUAUAUAUAACGAUGCAAUUCUAAUCAUAAGGGAAACUGGGCAAUUCCAAUACGAAUUGGUAGUUAGGAGGAAUUCUGAUGCGGAAGAAAGUCCUAGUGGAGAUUCAAGUGAUGAUUAUUCGGACGAUACGGCCAGUAUAUUGUCUAGCCAAUCCAAGAUAACUAGCGAUGAAUGGGUCUUCCCACUCAGUGAGUCUUUGAAAUUUUACAAAAACUGGAACGAUAACGGUAAAAUUACCUUUGUUUGGAAAAAUACCAUAGGUGAUGAAGAUGACGAAAAGGUCCAGUUUGUAUUAUCGCCUGAAAUGCCAAUGACUGAAGCUGACCAAUUCCUUCUUCUCAUUCACCGAUGUCAAUAUGAAACUAAGUUCAAGAAAUCUUCUGUGAAAGCUUCAGCUGAUGAUUUGGCCCAAUUUGAAACUAACGAGCUGGGUAUAACUGUAGAAAACACUGAUUUGGUUGGGGAGCUUGAUGCGUUGAAUAUAACUUCCGUGGAUGAGACGGAAGAAUUCCAGGAUGCUAAAGAUACAGUAGACUCAAAUCAACAUAAUGACGGUAGUUGUAAUUCACGAGACAACCCUCUAGUCACCUUAGAGGAUUCAAGAACACCAUCACCACUUACUAAAGUCCCGGAAGGAGAAGAGCAAUGCCGUUUACUGGCAAGUAUAUAUCUUUAUGAUCCUAUCCAGGAAACUUUCAUUUUACAGGAUGAUAGAGUUAAGGUGUGUAUAGUUGAGACUGGAAGAUAUGAGUUUUGGCUUGCCAUUGAAGGUGAAAAAGUAAAAUUGGGUACGGAUAUCUCUCCAUCCAUUAAUCCCACUUUUGAGUUGUUGAAUUCUUCAUUUAUUUUCAAUUAUUACUUUAAUAGCGUUGUGUUAUCAUAUACCAUCAAAUUUUCUACUUUAAAGAAAUGCAUUGAAUUUCAGUCGAUCUGGUCUAAAUGUCUUUGGAUGACUUUACAUAAGCAAGAAUGGGAGAAAGUUUCUGAGAAUGAAAAAGAAUACAUUCUUCAUGCUACAACGGCUCCUAUUGAAGAACGUUUAGAUGAAAUCCUUGCUGUAGACAAUGGAAACGAAAGAAAUGAAAUAGAAGAUGAUGAAGAAGAAGAAGAAAGUGAGAACGAAGAUGACGAUUCUGAAUAUUCUAAAACAAUUAUAGGUUCUGAAAGUUUCGAUGAAGGAAGGGCAAAAAGCACAGCAUCUCUUGAUACUAAUAAAUCUCUGACAAUUGCGUUUAAGAACAACAGAUCGUAUGUUGUGAGAGGUAAUAAGAUAGGUGUCUUUAAAACGGAUGAAGAUGACGAUCUAGAGUUCGUUACAGCCAUUAAAAGUGUUUCCACCCUAGACGGUAAAACGUUAGAUCCACGUAACCCAAUGCUAUAUAUGGGCGAUCGGUCUAUGAUAUUAUCAGAUAGCUCUACUAAAAACAAGCUGUAUAAAAUGGAUCUUGAGAGAGGUCAAAUCGUUGAAGAAUGGAGUACAGGUGAUAAGAAUCUGGUGCAGUACGGUCCAACCAAGAAAUUUGAUCAACUGACUGCGGAACAAACGCUCUUAGGUAUCUCUCAGAAGGGGCUUUUCAAAAUUGAUCCAAGAAUAAAUACCUCUAAUAAAGUUGUCCAAGAACAAUCAAAGGACUACGUUACAAAAUAUAAAUUCAGUUCCCUGGGGACUACUGAAAGCGGUUAUAUUGCUGUCGGGUCGGAAAGGGGAGAUAUAAAAUUAUAUGAUAGAUUGGGUAUAAGAGCCAAAACAGCUAUUCCAUCAUUAGGUGAACCUAUUAAACAUCUUAUAGUCUCAGCUGAUGGUAAAUGGCUACUGGCUACAUGUGAUAGGUCACUCCUACUGUUAGAUUUGACUGUUAAAACAGGGAAGAAUAGCGGCAACGUUGGUUUCCUCAAACCGUUCCCAUCUUCUGAGGUUGUGAAGACUUAUAUUUUAAAGAUUAGCCCGGAGCAUACAAGUUAUAUCUCAACAUUUACUAAGAAACCUGUUAGUUUUUCAAAAGCUUAUUUCAAUACUGGUGUUGGUAAGCAGGAAGAGAUGAUUUUGACUUCCACUGGGCCGUUUGCGGUGUCGUGGUCUUUAAAGAAAGUCAUAAGAGGUGAUAAGAAUCCGUACGUUAUAAGAAGAUAUGAAAAUGAUAUUGUCGAAGAUAACUUUGAGUUCGGAACGAAUAAGAAAGUCAUAGUCGCUUUGAAAGACGACGUCUCUCUUUCAAAAAUUAAAUCAUUCAAGAAACCUAAUAAAGAUGUAUUGAUGCCAAAGAGCUCAUUAAAAGAUUUCUACAAAUAG